Messenger RNA from Hemicordylus capensis (graceful crag lizard), 5230 nucleotides. It is a transcript of the gene SEC23IP, whose product is annotated as SEC23 interacting protein. Gene Ontology annotation, molecular function: protein binding; metal ion binding. Bases 89 to 3124 code for a protein of 1011 amino acids. Gene Ontology annotation, cellular component: COPII-coated ER to Golgi transport vesicle. The transcript has 19 exons. Gene Ontology annotation, biological process: endoplasmic reticulum to Golgi vesicle-mediated transport. The record is from RefSeq and is a predicted model, not a curated record. NCBI's taxonomy places the organism in Eukaryota, Metazoa, Chordata, Lepidosauria, Squamata, Cordylidae.
AGCCGGGCAGGAGUGUGGGCGGAAGGGGCAGGGACGCUGCUGCUGAGCGAGAGACAACCAGGGUCUGCGACGUGGAAGCGCCGCUGUCAUGGCUGCCUCUAAAGCCUCUGUGGCCGGUGGCGUUUCCUCGGCGAGCAGUGGCACGAAUUUGCUUUUCUCUUCUUCGGCCACGGAGUUCAAUUUCCCCGUCCCCUUCAUCCCAGUGAGCCAGGCUCCUGCUCCGCCUCCUCCUAGCGCCUCGGGGCCUGGUCUCCUGCCCGCAGAGGAUGCCACUGAUGUUGGUGAAGAAGACAGUUUUCUGGGCCAGACUACCUCCAAUCCGAAUCCCCCACCAACUUUCAGUUAUUUCUCCCAAGCUUCAAGCAGCAGUGAUCCCUUUGGAAGCAUUGGACAGCCAACUGUAGGAGCAGCAUCCCCACCCCAGAUUGGAACAUCUGUUUUCUCCAAGCCACCUGUUUCUCUCCCUCUUCUCCCUGGAUCACAGGAUGGGCCAAAUGCUUUCUCAGCACCUCUUUCCAAAAUGCAGUCCUUUAAUACACCGCCUGCUUCGCUUCAAGGAAUGGGUUCUUAUCAGACACCCCAACAGACUGGUCCUCCACCAACUGGCUUUUCAACUCCUCCUCAUGGCAUCUCACAGCAAGGUUACAACCCAUAUCGCCACACUACUUUAAGUAGUAAAGCCAAUCCUUACAUAACGCCACCACAGUUGCAGCAGACACACCCACCCACCCAGAACGUACAGCCUCCACCCUCUGUGCCACCUAUGCACAUGUAUCCAACACCUCCUGGGUUACAGCCACAGACAGCAUUGCCACCUCAAGCCUCCAUGUCGGGUGCACUGAUGAAGGCGCCACCCAUCUUAUUGCAUAAUCAGUAUGAGCCGGUCCAGCCUCAUUGGUUUUACUGCAAGGAGGUAGAAAACAAGGAGCUGUGGAUGCCAUUCAGUGUCCUUGAUUCUACAACACUAGAGGAAGUUUAUAACUCUGUGCAACCUGACCCAGAGAAUGUGAUUUUGAGUACUGAUGGAGGACGUUAUGAUGUUUGCUUGUAUGACCGAGUAAGGAAAGCUGUGUAUUGGGAAGAAGAGCAGUCUGAAGUGAGACGAUGUACUUGGUUUUAUAAGGGAGAUAAAGACAGCAGGUUUAUUCCUUAUGCAGAGGAUUUCAGUGAAAAGCUAGAGGCAGAGUAUAAGAAAGCUGUCACCACAAAUCAGUGGCAUCGACGACUGGAAUUUCCAGGUGGAGAAACGAUUGUUAUGCAUAAUCCUAAGGUUAUUGUUCAGUUCCAGCCUUCUGCAAUACCGGAUGAAUGGGGUACCACACAAGAUGGUCAAACAAGGCCAAAAGUGGUGAAACGUGGGAUUGACGAUGAUCAUGACGAAGUUCCAGGUGGUGAGGUGUCUCAAAUUGACCACUUGGUAUUUAUGGUCCACGGCAUUGGCCCUGUUUGUGACUUACGAUUCAGAAGCAUUGUUGAAUGUGUUGAUGAUUUUCGGACAGUGUCCUUGAAACUCUUGCAGACGCAUUUUCGAAAGUCGGUAGAAGAGCUGAAAGUGAGCAGGGUCGAGUUCUUGCCGGUUCAUUGGCAUAGUGCUUUGCAUGGGGACGCAACAGGGGUGGAUAGGAAUAUUAAAAAAAUAACUUUGCCAAGCAUUGGACGCCUACGUCACUUCACCAAUGAGACGCUACUGGAUAUACUUUUUUACAAUAGCCCCACCUACUGUCAAAUGAUUGUUGAUAAAAUAGGAUUGGAGAUGAACCGUCUGUAUGCACUUUUCAUGAGCCGAAAUCCUGACUUUAAAGGAGGAGUGUCUGUCACUGGUCAUAGCUUAGGUUCCUUAGUGUUGUUUGACAUAUUGUCUAACCAAAAAGAUUGGACUGCCUCUGCUAGUUCUGUGACUCCUGUUGCUGCCAAUGGUGUGUUGAAGGAUGCAACUGAAUACGACCAGCAGGUGACAGUGGAUUCUGCUGGGUCCUUGUAUUCUCUUUCCAAUGAUGAAUGUGCUGAUCAUGAUGUGGAGGAUGAUAUUCCAACCUUACAAGCAACUCUGGAAACUCUUAGCUUGUCUGAAUAUAUCAGCACGUUUGAAAAGGAGAAGAUUGACAUGGAAUCUCUGCUGAUGUGUACAAUUGAUGACCUGAAAGAAAUGGGAAUACCUCUUGGGCCACGAAAGAAGAUUGCAAACUUUGUGAAAGACAGAGCAGCCAAACAGGAACAGAGAAGAGUAAUGUUGGAGAAAAAGGCUGCAAUGGAUGCCUCCAUACAGAAUCGGGAAGAAGCUGCUCGGACAGCAAAGAAGGUGGCUAGUUUUGCUGUAUCUUCAGAAACUGGCAAGCUUCAGGAUCCAUCCAAGCGAAGACUUCCAGUUGGAGCUUCUGUUUCAUCUGCACAAAUAGACUAUGAAUAUUUUGAAGUGGGUACUGGGCAGGUUUCUGUGGUAUACUGCACACUUGACUUUGAGCCGGAGAUUUUCUUUGCUCUGGGUUCUCCAAUUGGUGUAUUUCUUACUGUAAGAGGAGUGGAAAAAAUUGAUGAGAACUACAGACUUCCUACCUGCAAAGGAUUUUUCAACAUUUAUCACCCGCUUGAUCCAGUGGCAUAUAGGUUAGAACCUAUGAUUAUUCCUGACUUUGACAUAAAACCAGUUCUCAUUCCACAUCACAAAGGCAGAAAAAGACUUCAUCUUGAAUUGAAAGAUUCUCUCUCUCGUAUGGGAUCAGACCUGAAACAGGGUUUUAUCAGCUCUCUGAAAAAUGCUUGGCAAACGUUGAAUGAAUUUGCACGUGCUCAUACCUCUUCCACUCAGCUCCAAGCAGAAUUGGAAAAGGUAGCUAAUCAGAUUAAAGAAGAAGAGGAAAAAGAAAAAGAUGAGGCAGAAGCAGAAAAGAUAGCUGAAAGCCCAGAUAUUUCAAAAGAUGAAGACUUGGCUAUAAAAGUUGGCUUGCUAAAUGGAGGUCGCCGUAUUGAUUAUGUUCUGCAAGAAAAGCCAAUAGAGAGUUUUAAUGAAUACCUGUUCGCUCUACAGAGUCACUUAUGCUAUUGGGAAUCGGAAGACACUGCUUUGCUUCUUCUGAAAGAAAUAUAUAGAACUAUGAAUGUCUAUCCAGAACAGCCGCAACAUUGAUGUAUAGAUCAUAGUGUCGUUCAGGAUUUCAUUUCUAACCUUCCUUCAGGCCUGCCAACAACCUUUUUGAGGAGGCAGCACCAAUUCCCUGGUCACAGAUGACAGAAAUGGUUUUGGUCUACAGAUUCUAUACUGCCUUUUUUGUUUGAUUUUUUAAAAUUAAACCCAGAUUGACCUGGGUGGGAGGGGGUGGAGAGAAAAUCAAGUUUGUUCUUUAGGGCGUGCAUACCUUUUUACCAGUCUUCAAUCAUUUAUGGAAUAUUUGCCAACUGUAAGCGACCCUUCAAGAAAUACAUGGCAUACAAAUUAAUCUUUCUAAUCUGUUUUGGUCAGUUGAUUUAUCAGACUUGUGUUUUCUAUCAGGGCUGUAUAUUUUUGUUCUGUGUUUUUUUUUAAAAAUACAUAUUGUUGGUUAAUGGCAAUAACAACCUUUAUUUAAUUUAAAAAGUCCAUUUUGCUCCAUUCUCUAAAAAUGUGAAUUUUAGCUUCAAAACUACUUUAGUACAAAUUUUACAUCAAACCAUUUGUAUUUGCUGAAAUAAGCAAUUGGAGUCAGUUUCUUACAAGAAGUAAGCCUGAUAAUAAGAUUUUAUAAAGGCUUCCUAAGUCUGUGUGUGAGAGAGAACUUUCUUGAUACUACAUGAGUUUCUAUUCUCAGGAUAUAGAGAGUUGCUUUCACUGGUUCAACACUCCUGCAUCUUACUCAGUAUGUGUCUGCCCCAGGAAUAGAGAAGGAUCUGCAAAAGUAAAUAAUCUUCGUUUGGCAGUGGUGUUCAAGUGGCUGAGAUGCACGAGUCUACAUACAAGGACUGGAGUUGCAGAAGUCAAAUGUAUUUGUGGCCCUGCAACUGAAUAGGAGAAUGGUGAGGAUCAGGUUCCGAAGGAGCCUUGACCUUGCCAAGAACACUUCACAUGUUGUCCUAAUGAAAUAUGUAAUAGUUAAACAAAGAUACUGCUGCUUCUAACCUCCUCCCCCGCCCCACUGUAUAUUCAGUUUUUCAACUAAUGAUAAUGUGACAGUUUAUAUUUUGCUGCUGUUAUACAUAGCAAAUUCUUAUGGAGCCAGUAGCCUUUUUUUCCUUAAAGUAUAUGAUUCUUUUGGUUAUGUACCCACAUUAUUUUUAAUAUAGGCAGUUGUUGAAGUGUUGGUCUCUGAGAUGGAGGUAUUAAAUUGGUGAAGUGAUGCUGUAACUCUAGUUGGAUCAGCUUCUACUAACUUGUGCCGGUCUGCAGCUUAAAGCUUGCAUAUUCUUAGAUCGAGAUAUUGGUUCAUUGCAGUACACUGGCUCACAUACUGAGCAACGCUAGCAGAAAGCAGAAUCUGUGCAACCAGUACCACUUCACAAAAAGCCCUUGCCAAGUGUUGAAGGAUCCUCGGCAAUGCCAUGAGCUGCUGCAUGAGCAGCUGCCGGGGAGGGUUAAGAGCCUGGAAGCCUGACAGAGCAACGCCAGUGGUGGAGGUUUUUCCACCUGCCUUUCCUCCCCUUGCAGCCACCUGUGCUGCAGCCUUUAGUGUUGACAAGAGUUGCUUUUGGCUGGGGACUUCCAAGGGAGGAGGUCAUAGUUACAAAGACAGUUCUGUGGAACAUCACUCUGAUAUGUGAGCCAUUUAUCUUUAGCUAUUUUAUCUCUCUUCAUAGAUACUAUAUUGUGGCUGAUAUUAAAAGAUGCUGUGAUACCUUUGGGCUUUUCCAGAAAGUUUUUAUGCUUCUUUCAGCAGUGAUUCUCGCUUUAUCUCAAAAAGCAACAGUAUGUUCUCAGCAUUGUGUUUUUCUCAUUCUGAAUAUUUGGUGCUCCGCUCAUCAUGAUGAAAUUUCCCUUCAGUCAUUUGUUAAACCAGAACAAAUUCUGUCAGAGGAAUGGAGGAUGAAGCAGCUUCUUGUCAGAUGGCAUAACAAGUGGGAAAGCCCUUCAAUAAAUCCUAGAUUAAAGUUGUCUCCGAACAGGUUUCAGAACUAUACAUUUGGUAUUCAGAUUGCAUUCUCAGUCAUUCUGAAUAAAAUACCAAAGAAUAAAAUAUGUGGAAAUGUUUUUCAAAAAUCGAGAACAGUAUUGAGUGCGUGCUGAAGUAAAAGCAGACCAAAUAAAAUGUGUUUAACAAGGAAA